Messenger RNA from Phyllotreta striolata, 1591 nucleotides. The record is from the annotation of a GenBank genome assembly. Lineage: Eukaryota; Metazoa; Arthropoda; Insecta; Coleoptera; Chrysomelidae.
GAUAAAAGUAAAAAUUUAAUCAAAUGCAAAUGCAAAUGCUAAUGAUUAUUAAAUAUUACGUUAAAGUCACAUUCAUCUUCCAUUACUAUUACGAUUACAGUUAAUGAUAAGCGAAAUUUUAAGAUAUCAUUCUUUGAGGAUGCUUAUUUUAAGUUGUUUUAUUUAAUAUCUGUGAUAUUGUCAUAAAAGUUAGUUUUUUAUAAGCAUAUUUAUUUUAUUUAAUUCGUUAAAAUGUGGUCAAAUAAGGUUACAUACUGUUUAUUUUCAGUUUCAACGAAAGGGAACUGGCUUUCAAGAAAUUUUAGUUUACACAAAUUGUCAGAAAGCCAUUCUAUACUCCAAAAAUUAUGUCGCGACUUCGCAGAAAAGGAACUUAUGCCUAUAGCUUCUCAGUUGGAUAGAGAACAUAAAUUCCCUGAAAAACAGAUUAAUAAAAUGGGAGAAUUAGGUCUUUUAUCGAUCAAUGUAUCCAAAAAAUACGGGGGUGCAGGACUUGAUACUUUGUCGCUAGCACUAGCCGUUGAGGAAAUUUCUAAAGGUUGCGCAGGUACUGGAGCUAUUGUAUCAAUUCAUAAUUGCUUGUACGGUAGCUUAAUGGAUAGCCUAGGCAAUCACGAGCAGAAAGAGAAAUUCCUAAGACCUCUGAUCAACAACAGUCACCUAGGUUGUUUUGCUCUCAGUGAACCAGAUGCCGGAAGUGAUGUUGUAAAUAUGUCAUGCACUGCCACAAGAGAUGGCACUAAUUUUAUAUUAAACGGUAGAAAAUCCUGGGUAACCAGUGCAUCUCAAGGAAAAGUAGCAGUAAUAUUUGCCACAAUAGACAAAAAUCUAAAGCACAAAGGUAUAACGGCGUUCAUAGUUCCUCUAUCCCUACCCGGAGUUACCAUCGGCAAAGAGGAAGAUAAAUUGGGCAUAAGAGCAUCAUCAACCUGCGACGUUAUUCUCGAAGACGUUCAGAUACCCCAAGAAAACGUUUUGGGGCAAAUAGGAGAUGGUUUCAAAAUAGCCAUGAGCCAAUUGGACAAAGCUCGCAUCGGCAUAGCCGCCCAAGCCGUCGGAAUCGCCCAAGCCGCCUUAGAUUUAGCCGUCGGAUACUCCUUGAAAAGGACAACGUCUGGGAAACCCAUUUGCCAAUUGGACGCUGUUAAGAUGAGAUUAGCAGACAUGUCUCUGCGGCUGGAAUCCGCGAGGCUGUUAGUGUGGCGCGCGGCGAUUUGUUGCGAUGAACAGCAAAGGACUACAAAAGAAUCUUCGAUGGCCAAGCUGUUUGCCAGCGAAACUGCCACGUUUGUCACACACAGCGCCAUACAAAUUUUGGGAGGAAUGGGAUACGUUUCGGACAUGUCGGCGGAAAGGCACUACAGAGACGCGAGAAUCACCGAGAUAUACGGGGGAGUGAGCGACGUUCACAGAAUUAUUAUCGGGGAACAGCUUGUGAAGAAUUACAAAUAAGAAGUAAUGUUUGAGGAAUUGUAUGGAGUGUACAAUAUCUUGUUUUCCAAAGUUAUCCAGUUGAUGUUGUUUUACAUCUAAUAGAAAACAAAUACUUGUACAUUUUAAUUUAUUAUUGAUGAAUAAAACGAAGUUUCUA